UAAAACUAGGCAUUAAAGACUGACUUUUCUCCGACCCUAAUUAGAAAUAAAAUUGUAUAAUUAAUAUUUUGAAUUACAUCAUGCAUAAUUAUAUGUUUUCGCGCGGGAAAAGAUAGUGAAGAGUGUUUGUGCUUUCGGAACGUUUUUCGAAACAGUGUUUAUUAUAAUUUAUCAUCCAAUAUCGAUCACGCAUUGAAAUCAUUGGAUUUUAACGACGUUUUUAUUUAUUAUACUUAUUUAUUUUAUAUAUUUUAUACUUCUUAUACAUGAAUCACGUUCUCUCUUCGUCGUUGUGGGAACUAACUUAUCGACUACUAUCAUUCACGAUAUGGAAACUGAUGAAACAAGUGGUAAGUUUUUUACACUAUGUUUAAAUACUUAUGGGGAUGCACAUCAUGCUGUUUGCAAACAGAAAUAAACUUUCUAACAAGGUGAAAAAAAAAAAGAAACCUGAACAUACUCCCUAUGCCAUUUUUGUAUACAACUUGAAUUUUUCCAUUCAGUUUUUUUCUAUUGUAUAUAGAAUGAAACGGAAAAGGUCUUGAAAAGUGAAGAAGAAAAGGUUUUAUCAAAGGCGUUUUUAUUCAACGAAAAAGAAGAAGAAAGAGAAGAACAUACGCUUGGUUAAACCAUCGACAGAAGAGAAGAGCAGUAUGUUUGAUAUGGAGAGAGAAUGGUGGGUUUCGCUGGGAAAUGAAGAUGACAAGAAUGAAACGGAAAAGGUCUUGAAAAGUGAAGAAGAAAAGGUUUUAUCAAAGGAAGAUAGUUGUAAGCAGGAAGAGAGAAAAGUGAAGAGUGAGAAAGAAAAAAAGAAUCUAAUUCAGGAGGAUGGUUGUGAGAAAAAUGAAAAAGAAGUCGAAAGUGAGAAAGAAAAAAAGGUUCUGGUGAAGAGGAACAGUUGUAAGAAGACAAAGCGAGAAGUGAAGAAGAAGAUGCAACAACCGGGAAAAGUGGAACAGAAUAUGCUCAAGCGACUUGGUUUAAAGGAAUCUGCAGUAACACAAAUGAAUGAAGAACUUAUGCCAAAAGAUUUCAUCGAUGAUUUCGAGUUGGAGGGCGAUGUACUUAACAUGGAGACGGAACGGUUGCGUAAAUACUUUGAUACCGAAGCAUGGGAAAUUUUGCGAAAGAAGGUGGAAGAGCUCAAAAAUGAUUGGAGUUGUCUGGUAUGUAGGGAACCAAAAUACACCAACAUGAUCGCUUGCGACGGAUGCAACAUUUGGUUUCAUUGGGAAUGUGUCGACUUUGAAAGCGAGAAAAGUGAAGAGAUAUGGAGGUGCGAGUGUUGUAGUGAAGCUGAAAAAGUACUGUCAGUGUCACAAUAAUGUUGAAAAACGUUGAAGGAGAAUACCUUUAAAACUAGUGUUAUUUCUUCACCUUUAAACUUUGUUAACUUUAUAAAUAUACAUUGAACGUUAUA
Molecule: messenger RNA, 1420 nt
Organism: Hydractinia symbiolongicarpus
Lineage: Eukaryota; Metazoa; Cnidaria; Hydrozoa; Anthoathecata; Hydractiniidae
Product: transcription initiation factor TFIID subunit 3-like
Exons: 4
Coding region: 654-1325 (223 amino acids)
Source: RefSeq, a predicted model, not a curated record